AUGACAACCUCCACUCCCUCCAGCCCGAUCGUCUUUUACGACAUCGCCAUGCGCCCCCCAGUCACAGAGACAUAUAGCGCUCCAAACCCCUCCAAAACCCGAUUCGCGCUCAACUUCAAGAAAAUCCCAUACAAAACCUCAUGGGUGCCCCUACCAGAUGUCUCCAAAGUCCGCCGCAGCCUCGACAUCCCCGCCUGUCGCCAAUUCGCCGACGGCACGGAGUUCAACACCCUCCCCAUCAUCCACGACCCCGCCACCAACUCCAUAAUCGGCGACUCAUUCGAUAUCGCCGUCUACCUGCAACGCACCUAUCCCGACUCAGGUGCGGGUGAUUUAUUGCCGCCCCAGAAACUCGACUAUGUGCUCCCGCAGGAAUUCGCGAUUCUCGUGCCGCUGACGGAGCGUAGUGGGGGUGAGUUUCCCGAGUAUGCGCGUUUCAACAAUAACGUCGAUGCGGCGUUUACUGCGCACGCGCAGCUUAUGGUCGGGGGUAUGCCGCUUGACCCGGCGACCGCUGACCAAACCAAGGCUGAAUUCGUCCGGCGGGCUGGCGUUUCGUCGUGGGAUGAUUUUGCCUUGACUAGCGAGGCGCGAGAGAAGCUGAUGGUUUCGUUCCGUGAUACGCUGGGGGGUCUGGCGAAGCUGUUUUUGAGAGAUACGAGUGGGCCUUUCCUGCUCGGGAAGCAGGCUAGUUAUGCGGAUAUCAUUGUUGGGGGGUGGUUAAGGAUGGCGCGGGUGAAUCUGCCACAGGGUGAGUGGGAGGAGGUGAGGAGCUGGCAUAGUGGGGUAUUUGGGGGAUUGUAUGAUGCGCUAGAGGUUUAUAUGGAGGCAAAAUAG
Messenger RNA from Aspergillus wentii DTO 134E9, 837 nucleotides. RefSeq lists its product as uncharacterized. Lineage: Eukaryota; Fungi; Ascomycota; Eurotiomycetes; Eurotiales; Aspergillaceae. The transcript has a single exon. The coding region runs from base 1 to 837 and encodes 278 amino acids. The record is from RefSeq and is a predicted model, not a curated record.